GAUCGCAGCAGAAGGCCCAGAUCGGUGGCCCAGUUUUGUGUGCGCCUGUUUAACGAGUUGGCGAAUAGUGCCGCUUCAAAGUGUUAAGAACUCCGUCGUUGGAGUACACACUUGCACUAUAAGAACAGCUUCCGGCACGCCAAAUUCUGUUGAGCGGGUGCAAGUCGUGCCGGUUGCACCGACACGCUUGAAUUUCCGGGCGCUCGCCUUCGCGCGGAGUUGGCACCGACGCAGCACCGGCGAUGGGUCUGCUGUCGCUGUUGCGUAAGCUGCGACCGGCGCAGGAGCGUGAGGUGCGCCUCCUGCUGCUGGGGCUCGACAACGCCGGUAAGACGACUCUGCUGAAGGCGCUCGCUUCGGAAGACAUCACGCAGAUCACGCCCACGCAGGGCUUCAACAUCAAGUCGGUGUUGUCAGAGGGCUUCAAGCUCAACGUGUGGGACAUCGGUGGUCAACGCAAGAUCCGACCCUACUGGCGCAACUACUUUGACAACACGGACGUUCUGAUCUACGUGAUCGACAGCGCCGACCGCAAGCGGUUCGACGAGACGGGCCAGGAGCUGGCCGAGCUGCUGGCCGAAGACAAGCUGGUGGGUGUGCCUGUGCUCAUCUUCGCAAACAAGCAGGACCUCUUCAACUCAGCGCCUGCCUCCGAGAUAGCCGAGUCGCUCGGGCUGCACGUGAUCCGCGACCGCGAGUGGCAGAUCCAGGGCUGCUCGGCCUCCUCCAACGAGGGCGUUAAGGAGGGUAUGGAGUGGGUCUGUAAGAGCAUAAAGCGUAAGUAGUGGUGACCACCGCCAGCCGCCUCCGUCCACUGGUUCCUCCUCCGUGCCGUCUGCCGUCUCUGCCCGCUGCGGUCUCCCGAUACCGAAUGUCGUCCCGUGAUCUCCCGACACCGGAUGUCAUCCCGUGAUCUCCCGACACCGGAUGUCAUCCCGUGAUCUCCCGACACCGGAUGUCGUCCCGUGAUCUCCCAACACCGGAUGUCGUCCCGUGAUCUCCCGACACCGGAUGUCAUCCCGUGAUCUCCCGACACCGGAUCUCGUCCCGUGAUCUCCCGACACCGGAUGUCGUCCCGUGAUCUCCCAACACUGGAUGUCGUCCCGUGAUCUCCCAACACUGGAUCUCGUCUCUGCCCGCGGUCUCCCGACACUCGGUGUCGUCUCCGUCCGCGGUCUGCUGUCACUCACCUAUCGCCUUCGCCCGCGGCUUCCCAGCACCUGAUGUUGAGCCUGCCUCUUAGUAUUCUGAGACUGUGCGGUGUCCGCGAUCUGCACCGGGUGGCGUCGUCCAUCACAGGAAUACCAGGUGGAUGUGUGAGCUUCGGGUCUUGCUUUGUGUGCUCUGGGGUGUCACAGGGUUGUGCAGUAGGGCUCUUUUGGGUGGCGAGGAUAGUCAUUGAGUCGGCUCACAGUGUCUGUUGUAUGUCCAG
This is a messenger RNA of Pollicipes pollicipes, 1432 nucleotides long. RefSeq names its product ADP-ribosylation factor-like protein 3. The transcript is spliced from 4 exons. Gene Ontology annotation, molecular function: GTP binding; GTPase activity. The coding region runs from base 243 to 785 and encodes 180 amino acids. NCBI's taxonomy places the organism in Eukaryota, Metazoa, Arthropoda, Thecostraca, Pollicipedomorpha, Pollicipedidae. The record is from RefSeq and is a predicted model, not a curated record.